AAAAAACUGACGUCUUUGCGUAAACGUCACAAUGCAAAUUAGCGCGACGCCGUAACGACUACAUUAGCGGGAAACAGAUCUGCACCUUUUUUUUUAACAAAAUAAUUCACAUUUGUUUUAAAAAUGGUGUAAAAUGAUCAAAGAAUGAGCGGCGGGAAAGAGUCUGUGAUUGUUAUGAGCGAUGAGGAAGUUGAGCUCAAAAAACGCGGCUACUCCCUAGGAACAUCACUUGGUGAAGGAUCUUAUGCGAAAGUCAAGAGUGCAUUCAGCGAAAAACUUCAAAAACGGGUUGCACUGAAAAUAAUAAAUCGAAAGAAGGUUCCGAAAGAUUUUCGAGAAAAGUUUUUACCAAGAGAACUGCAAAUUAUCGGACGAGUUGACCAUCAGAAUGUAAUAAAGAUGUACGAAUUAAUGGAAUUCCACAACAAGGUAUAUAUUGCAAUGGAGCAUGCUGGUCACGGGGAUCUGUUAGAAUUUAUCAAACUGCGAGGAGCAAUUCCAGAGGAAAAGGCCAAAGUUAUGUUUAGUCAGUUGGCUCAUGCAAUAAACUAUCUUCAUAACCGUUUUAUUGUCCACAGAGAUCUUAAGUGUGAGAAUGUGUUGCUAGACAGCACUAACAGUAUCAAAGUCACUGAUUUCGGGUUUGCUAGGACGUUCCAGGCUGGAGACAUCAGCAAGACCUUCUGUGGAAGUGCUGCCUAUGCCGCACCGGAAGUCCUUCGAGGUCAACCUUAUCACCUGCCACUUCACGAUGUCUGGGCAAUGGGCGUGAUCCUGUAUAUCAUGGCAUGCGGAUCAAUGCCUUAUGACGACUCAAACAUCAAGAAAAUGGUGAAAGACCAGACAGAAAAACGAGUUUCCUUCUCGAAAUCUAAACCUGUGUCAGAAAUUUGUAAAACUCUUGUUCAUAGAAUCCUCGAGCCGAACAGCAAGAAGCGGACAACCAUUCCGCAAAUGUUUGAGCAUCCUUGGCUUUCAGGGUUGUCCAAGUCAUAAUCGGAACCGGAAGCGACUAGGAUGGAGAAAUUGUCGGCUGCGCAAAAAAUAGAUUUAGGAGCGACACAUAAAACUUCCGCAAAAUAAACCUGAAUGUAACUUGAAUAUAUAAUAGUUAAUUUUUAUUUUAAGUGAAUUGUGUACAAUAAAAUGUGUUGCUAUUUAGAGA
Messenger RNA from Ruditapes philippinarum (Manila clam), 1165 nucleotides. Its product is annotated as testis-specific serine/threonine-protein kinase 1-like. Gene Ontology annotation, biological process: protein phosphorylation; microtubule cytoskeleton organization; intracellular signal transduction. The transcript has 4 exons. Gene Ontology annotation, cellular component: cytoplasm. Gene Ontology annotation, molecular function: ATP binding; protein serine/threonine kinase activity; tau-protein kinase activity. Lineage: Eukaryota; Metazoa; Mollusca; Bivalvia; Venerida; Veneridae. The record is from RefSeq and is a predicted model, not a curated record. Bases 145 to 996 code for a protein of 283 amino acids.